This is a messenger RNA of Pundamilia nyererei, 664 nucleotides long. RefSeq names its product nucleolin-like. The record is from RefSeq and is a predicted model, not a curated record. Lineage: Eukaryota; Metazoa; Chordata; Actinopteri; Cichliformes; Cichlidae. The coding region runs from base 106 to 528 and encodes 140 amino acids. The transcript is spliced from 2 exons.
GAGGAGGAGGAAGAGGAGAGGGACUAUGUGAAUGUUCAACCAGUAGACAGAAACGACACACAAGAAGUGGAUGAAAACAAAACUGAUGAUCAUGAUUAUGAGAACAUGGAGAAUGAAGAUAAUUACAUAGGAUGCACACUGCUGUCUGUGAGUAUAGAGGACAGAGCAGAGGAAGAUACAGAUGAAACCAGUGAUGAUGAUAAUUAUGAGAACAUGAAGGAUGAAGAUAAUUACAAAGGAUGCACACCUCUGUCAGUGAGUAUAGAGGACAGAACANAGGAAGACACAGAUGAAACCAGUGAUGAUGAUGAUAAUUAUGAGAACAUGAAGGAUGAAGAUAAUUACAAAGGAUGCACACCACUGUCUGUGAGUAUAGAGGACAGAGCAGAGGAAGACACAGACAAACCCAGUGAUGAUGAUGAUGAUAAUGAAAACGACUAUGAAAAUGUAACGGAGGAAUAUGCUGAACAAACUGUAGACAUUUAUGGAGAGGAGCAGAAAUUUUAUCAAAUCUUUUCCAAUGAUUAGUAUCAACCUGGGGAGCCAACAUAUGAGAACUACACAAGAAGAAUACACACAUCAACACUUUGAAGUCCUUUGAUCUUCUCGGUGUGAACUUCUAUUUCAUAGUGUGACAUGAAUCUAAUAUCUAAUAAAAUCUAAU